UGACGCGACGCGUAUUUAUAAGGGCUCCAGCCGGCGCCUCCCGUUAAACGUGCCGCGGUGUUGAAACCGCUACUAACCGUCGGCUGGCCGUCCGGAGACAUGGCGCUGAGCCGCCUGGAGAAGGCGCAGGCGUGGCUCCUCAGGGCCGUAAUGGGAGUCCUGUUCGCGCUCUUCCGGCUCUUCUCUCCGCGGAGACCUGCAGAGUCCGUGAAGAAGCUGCCGCCGGUCCGGAGCCCGCUGCUGCUCGCCUCCGCCACUGAGCUCGCCAGGAAGAUCCGGCGGAGAGAGGUGUCCAGUGUGGAAGUGGUGCAGACUUUUAUCGACCGGAUCCAAGAAGUCAACCCUCUCAUCAACGCUGUGGUUAAAGACAGGUUUUCUGCCGCCCUUCAAGAGGCGGCUCAAGUUGACAAGCUGAUCGAGGAAGAAAAUGGGGAAGAGGAGGCGCUGGAAGACCCCAUGCCUCUACUGGGAGUCCCCCUGUCUGUCAAAGAAUCUUUUGCUGUACAAGGCAUGCCUAACACGACCGGGUUGAUCUCCAGGCAGGGACUCGUGUCCACUGUGGACGCACCGCCAGUCGCACUGCUGAAGAGAGCCGGAGCCAUCCCGCUGUGUGUCACCAACACCAGCGAGCUGUGCAUGUGGUUCGAAUCGCACAAUCACCUCUACGGCAUCACCAACAACCCGUACGACCUGGAGAGGAUACCAGGAGGAAGCUCAGGGGGAGAGGGAAGCAUCCUGGCAGCAGCGGGUGCCGUCAUCGGAAUUGGCUCGGACAUUGGCGGCAGCAUCCGGAUGCCCUGUUUCUUCAAUGGAAUAUUUGGCCAUAAAACCACACAGGGUGUCAUUGCAAAUGAGAACCAGCACCCUCCUACAAGUGGCAGCCAAGGGGACUACAUCAGUGUCGGCCCCAUGUGCCGGUAUGCCGAGGACCUGCUGCCAAUGCUCUGGAUUAUGGCUGGACCCAAAGCUGACAUGCUGUCCUUAAACACCAAAGUGGACCUCAAGAAAGUGCGCUUCUUCUCAGUCCCUCACGAUGGCGGCUCUGUCAUGACGCAGCCAGUCAGUAAAGAGCUUCUUCAGAUUCAGAGGAAGGUGGUGCAGCGUCUGGAGGCUGAUCUCGGAGUGACAGUUCAGCAGGUGCACCUCUCCGGGCUCCGAUAUGGCUACCAGAUCUGGGACACCUUCAUGGGUUUGCCUGACAAGGAAGGCAGGUUUCCUUGGCCGUUUGUGGAGUUGAUGGGUGGUCCGGGCAAGCCUGUGAAGCCUCUGUGGGAGCUGCUGAAGUGGAUGACGGGACGGUCGGACCACACGAUGGCUGCCAUCGGUCUGGCCUUAAUUGAGAUGUUCCGAGCUCCCCAACCGUCCAGGUUCCUCAUCCAGCAGAAGCAGCAGCUCCAGAAGGAGGUGGAUCAGCUGCUGGGGACCAACGGAGUGUUGCUUUACCCCUCACACCCCCGGGUGGCACCAAAACACCACCAUCCUCUCUUCAGACCCUUCGACUUGGCCUACACUGGUGUGAUGAACAUUCUGAGGCUGCCGGUCACACAGUGUCCUCUGGGCCUGAAUGCAGAAGGACUUCCUCUGGGCGUGCAGGUCGUUGCCGGGAAGCUGCAGGACCACCUGAGCUUAGCCGUGGCUCUGUACCUGGAAAAGACCUUCGGAGGCUGGAGGGAUCCUGGAGCUGCAUGAGAGAAAAAUUUAAUUUGAAAACAUAUAUAUGCCAUAAAAAAAGGCAUCAAAGGGGUGACGUAAACUGUCAACGCUUUUAAUGAACAUGACUAACAACUUUUAACUAACAUGACACCACUUAUACUGAUCACAAAUAUUUUGCCAAUCAUUACAUAUUUUAGGUUAUUUCCAGCCUGACUGGAUGCAGAGAUACGGGAGAAAAACAAGUUAUUCACCUUAAUCUCAACCUUUGAUCCUCUCCACAAGUAAAUUUUGAGAAAUAUUACAAAUUUUGGGCAAAAAAAUUAAAAUCACCUUUUUAAAAAAAAUUUCUUCACACAGAGGACCGAUUACGAUACGCAGCUUCACUCCUUCACAGGUUUGUUUUUAAUCCCAAACUGAUUAUGCAGGCAUGUGCAAGUGUGAAGUAAAAUAGUUAAGUUACUGCUACUGAAACACCUCAUGCUGAUGCUUCACAUUAAAAGAAAAUGCUUGAAAUGCUAGGCUUUUAUUGUGAAAAUCAGAUGUAGGAAAUGAAGAUUUUAACAUUAGCCUAAAGACACCAGCGGAAAAAUAUGCAAAAAGUCAAAGAAAUAAGGCAACAUGGAUUCCGGCUAUUAAAUGAGAUUUAUGUGCCACGUGGGGAAAAGUGAUUGGGAUCACUUCUGUAAUGUGACUGUGGUCCAGGAUCUGUCUUGCUACUAUUGUUAAAUGUUGACAUCAAUCAUUUAGCUGCUAGCGUCUGCAGUAACAGCAAACUUUAGAAGUUGCGUUUCAGUUUACUGAUGAAAACGCCAAAGAAAGU
Thalassophryne amazonica is the source of this 2473-nucleotide messenger RNA. It is a transcript of the gene faah2b, whose product is annotated as fatty acid amide hydrolase 2b. Lineage: Eukaryota; Metazoa; Chordata; Actinopteri; Batrachoidiformes; Batrachoididae. The transcript is spliced from 11 exons. The record is from RefSeq and is a predicted model, not a curated record. The coding region runs from base 100 to 1689 and encodes 529 amino acids.